AUGCUCUCGACACGCUCCCAGAAAUGGUCCAAGAUUCCGUACCACCACGGAAAGGAUAAUACGUACCAUCCCACGGCCAAUCCGCACGGCAUCACCUUUCUUAACAAUGCCUUCAACUGGCUGAUAUAUAAAGAUACCACGGAAUUCUUCAACAGAAACAACCAUUUUGAUAGCUCCCUGUGCUCCUAUGCCGAGGGGUACACCGGUACUCUCCGCCUGCGCACGGCAAUGGCAAAGUACAUGGGCCGAAAGUUCCAGCCUGUGCAGAGCAUUGAUCCGGAAGAAAUCACCUUUGCGUCUGGUGUGACGGACCUGAAUGAAGUGUGCGCACUGGUCCUUUGCAACCCGGGCGAGGCUAUCAUGUUGGGCCGCCCUUGCUACGGCGCCUUCAAUAAGGACCUCGUCAUGCGAACAGACACCACGAUUGAAUGGAUCGACGUUGGCGACCGCGACCAGUUCACGGCAAACUGCGUCCAGAGCUACGAGGCUGGCUACGAGGCCGCCAAGGCGCGAGGCGUCACCAUUAAAGCCAUGAUUAUCUGUAACCCUCAUAACCCUCUUGGCCAGUGCUACCCGGAAGAUUCGCUCGGCGCCAUUAUGAAGUUUUGCGGCGAAAAGGGCAUCCAUCUGAUCAGUGACGAGAUUUACGCCAUGACCACGUACAAGCGCCAGGACCGCAAGAGCGAGGUCUUUACCUCUGUCUUGUCGAUUGAUCCGACGGGUCUUAUCGAUCCUAAGCAGGUCCAUGUUCUCUACGGCAUGGCCAAGGACUUUGGUGCUGCGGGUAUGCGUCUAGGCUGUGUCAUUUCGCGCAACAGAGAGUUUACCGUGGCUGCACAGUCCAUCUGCCGAUUCUCAUCGCCGUCUAAUUUCUCCAUGGACCUUGCUGCAAAGCUUCUGGAAAACGAGCAGUUUGUAGAUGAGCUGCUAGAAAAGUCUCGCCAGCGUCUCUAUGAGCAGCGUUUAGUCGGUGAGAAGCUUCUCACGGAAGCGGGCAUCAAGUUCCAUAACAAGGGUAAUGCUGGCUUGUUCCUCUGGAUCGACCUAUCGCCUUUCUUGAGAUCUUACGACUCCGAGUCUGAGCAAUGGGAACUUGUCGACAAGACCAACGAGGACGGCUGGAGAGCGGAGCGAGUUCUCAUGAAGAGACUUUUGCACGCUGGCGUCGUUCUCGAUCACGGCGAAGGCUACGCAUGCUCACACCCCGGCUGGUUCCGUCUCAUGUACCCUGUUGGCGAAGACACUCUUCGCGAGGGCAUCAAGAGAAUAGCAAAGGUCGUCUCGUCGCCCGCGUCCUCCAAGUAG
Molecule: messenger RNA, 1305 nt
Organism: [Torrubiella] hemipterigena
Lineage: Eukaryota; Fungi; Ascomycota; Sordariomycetes; Hypocreales; Clavicipitaceae
Source: the annotation of a GenBank genome assembly